AUGUUCCCAUACACUACAUCCCUCCUCCUCCUCGCCCUUUCCCUAUCCGCGGUAACAUUGCUUCAAUACCUCCGCAACCCCCUCUACCACCUCCCAGGCCCCUGGUACACGCACUUCACCUCCCUCCCCCUCAAACUCGCCACCCUCUCCGGCCGGCGCAUCUACUUCGUCCACUCCCUUCACCAGAAAUACGGCCCCUACGUCCGCAUCUCCCCCUCCGAAGUCGCCGUCAACGACGUCAAAGCUUUCAAACAAAUCCAUCGCAUCGGCUCCGGUGGGUUUGAAAAGUCAACAUGGUACCGGGAUCUCCUCGCCAUAGGUCGACCAAUCUUGUUCACGAUGGUCGGGCACAAAGACCACGGCGCGCGGAGAAGGCUGUUUGCCAAGGCGUUCAGCAAGUCGAACAUCCGGAAUAACUGGGAGGACAGCAUCAAGGAGAAGAUCGAGCUUGCCGUUCGUGGGAUGGGCGCGGAAGCGGCGAGGGAGGAGAAGGUGGAUAUGCUGCGCUGGUGGACGUUUAUGGCUUCGGAUGCUUCGGCGCAUUUGAUGUUCGGAGAAUCGUUCCACACGCUGGAGAGCGGGGAGGAGAGUGAGUAUCUGCAGCGACUGCAGACCGGUCUGGUAGGGAUGGGAUCAGGCGCUGAGUUCCCUCUGAUGCGGACGAUCGGUCGAUGGAUUCCGUUGCAGAUUUCUCAACGCCUAUUCGCCGUCAACGGAUAUCUGCUCGACUAUGCAAAUACCGCCAUGGUGAACAUGAGAUCGAAGGGCGACGGGAAGACGAUCUUCGCGACCAUCGCCGCUGAAGCCGAAAAGGGCGAAAAUCUGCGAGACAUCGACGUCCAUUGCGAAGCCACAGGUCUGAUGAUCGCCGGUACCGAUACCACUGCCAUCACAAUCACCUAUUUGAUCUGGGCCAUCUUGAAGCAGCCGGACUUGCGCCGCGAUCUCUGCGAAGAGCUUUCCGGCAUCGCUGAAGAUGCCAAGGAUUCCGACCUUGAGCACCUGCAGCUUCUCAAUGCGACGAUCGAGGAGGCGCUGCGACUGUACGGAGCGCUACCCGGUGGCCUCCCUCGUGUUGCGCCUCACGGCGGUUCCAAGAUUGGUGGCUACCAGAUUCCAGAAGGGACAACCGUGACGACCCAAACCUACAGCCUCCAUCGAGAUGCAGAGUUGUUCCCAGACCCUGAGAGGUUCGUAGUAUCUCGCUGGAUGCCCGGCAACGAGAACAGCAAGUAUCAUCUCUCCGACCUCGCCAAAGCGGCCUUCUCGCCUUGGGGCGCAGGCUCUCGAACUUGCCUUGGACUCCACAUCGCAUACACCGAGUUGCGGCUGGCCGCGUUGCUCUUCCUCCAAGCGUUCCCGGAGGCGAAGAUCGCUCCAUCAACGACUGAAAAGAGCAUGGAGAUGGAGAAUUUCUUCUUGAUCAGACCUGCCGGGCAUAAAUGUGAGGUGGAGCUGUGA
Saxophila tyrrhenica is the source of this 1461-nucleotide messenger RNA. RefSeq lists its product as uncharacterized. Lineage: Eukaryota; Fungi; Ascomycota; Dothideomycetes; Mycosphaerellales; Extremaceae. The coding region runs from base 1 to 1461 and encodes 486 amino acids. Gene Ontology annotation, molecular function: iron ion binding; heme binding; monooxygenase activity. The record is from RefSeq and is a predicted model, not a curated record. The transcript has 2 exons.